CUAGUUUGCAAUUAUUAUGAACGUGAACGGUAUCAUUAUAUUUUUGGUAUUGGCCACGUUUGUGGAAGCAGCCAGUGUUCCAGAAGACAAUAAGUCUUCCUCUACUACCGAAAAAGACACCAGUUCUUCUACUUCUACUACAAAAGACACUAGUUCUUCUUCAACUUCUUCUACACCUUCUUCAACUUCUCCAAAAGACACUAGUUCUUCUUCUACUUCAUCAAAAUCCACUAGGUCUUUUUCUACUUCUUCUCCUAGGUCUUCUACUUCUCCAACUUCUUUUUCUUCUACUUCGACUUCGACUUCUACUUCAACUUCGACUCCCCCUACUACGUCUACAACAACAGAGAACCCUCUCACAGAAUUGGAUGCGCACAUAAAUAAACUGAUACAACAGCUUAUCGACUCCAAAGAAGGAUACUACAGUAAAAAUAGUGAAUAUGAGGAUAAAUUGUUAUAUUUAAUUCAUGCCAAAGGACUGAAAAAGGAAUAUUUUGCCUACAAAUAUGUCGCUUAUGAAACAUUCAAGUCGUAUAACAAACGACGAUUAGAGCUAGAGGAAAAAAUUGAAGAGCGCAUUGAAGAGAUCAAUAUUGAACUUACAGUCGGAACGGAAACUGAAUGCUAUACGUUUUAUUUAAAGCAAAAAAGGACACUCGAGCUCGCUCUAGUCAACACAAACUAUCAGAAGGAACACGCAUUAAGACAAAGUGACUUGAAUUGCCCCAACUACAUAUAUGAAUACAAUGAAUAUGAUGAAUACAAUGACUAUGAUGCUUUUGAUGAUUACGAUGAUUUUUAUGACUAUGAUUAUUAACACUUAACAGAAAUAUUGUUCAAUAUAAAUAUUCCGAUUUGUACCUCCGA
This is a messenger RNA of Drosophila virilis, 867 nucleotides long. NCBI's taxonomy places the organism in Eukaryota, Metazoa, Arthropoda, Insecta, Diptera, Drosophilidae. The record is from RefSeq and is a predicted model, not a curated record.